AGAGCAUGGCUGCUUCUCCGUCUUCUUCUUGUUCUUGUUCUUCUUCUUCUUCUGCUCUUUCUCGUCGAACCUGUUUCCUCUUCGUUCGUCCUCUUCUUCUUCUCAUUUGCUUGUUAUCGUUCGUGAUUGCCACGCACGCUUUGCAAGAAACGUCAGAACUCAAAGGUGUUGGUCCAGGGGAUCCAAUUCUAAAUGUCAUCCUUGUUCCUCUUGUUGGGCAGCAAUCUGUUCAUGGGGUUAAGGAAGUAAUUUCAUGUGAGCGGGUUCAAAUUUCUGGUUAUUCAAGAACGGAAUUACGGAAGUAUGCCAAUUCUUUUAGGGUAAACUUAGCUCCUGCAGCAACAAUCCCAGAGAGGCUACAUGGUAAAAUUAAUGUUUGUUUUCACCGGAAUGCUUCACUUGGAUUGUGUGAGUGCAAGAAAGAUGAUUGGAAAACUCUUCACAAGGGGCUGUGGAGCACUGUCAUGUCGCCAUAUGAUAAAAGAUACGUUGAUGUGAAGUUCAGUGGUGAAUCAUCUGGUUCAGUUUCCUUCUCUGUUGAAGAAGAUUUUCAGCGAUGGCGUCUCAUCUGUCUCUUGAUUGGGUUCGUCUUGCUUUUGAUGGCGCCAAUCGUCAGCAGUUGGCUUCCUUUUUACUAUAGUAGUUCGAUGGCUGUCGGUGUUUUCCUGGUCAUUCUAAUUCUCCUUUUCCAGGGCAUGAAGUUAUUGCCUACUGGAAGAAAAAACUUCUUGUAUCUUACAUUAUAUGGAUCAGUGUUGGGGGCUGGAUCUUUUAUCCUACAUCAGUUCUCUGUGAUGGUGAACAUGAUUCUGGUCAAUUUUGGGCUGAGCGAGGACAUGUACAAUCCGGUUGCAGUACUCGUCUUUGUGGGAAUUGUCAUAGCGGGAGCUGCUUUAGGAUUCUGGACGGUGAGGAAAUUUGUGAUUUCAGCAGAUGGAGGUGUCGAUGCUAGUGUUGCCCAAUUUGUGAAAUGGGCAAUGCGUACUAUUGCCACUACAUUCAUUUUCCAGAGCACUCUUGAUACCCCUUUGGCGAUGGGAGCUUUAGUUUCAUGUAGCACCUUCUGCUUUCUCAUCAGCAAAAUAAUGCGUAAAAGGAAAAAUCUUGAAGAUCAGAUACAUUGGCAGCUCGUAUCUGCAAAGAAACCCACUAAACAUGGACGAGCUGAAUUUCUUAGCAGGUCGUCUCAACCAACCCCCGGAAGAAGUCUAUGGAACAAUCAGAGGAAUGUACCUUUGAUCUCCGGCUCUCCUGCCAGAGGUAUGAUGAUCUCACCGUCAUCCUCUGCGAGAAGACGGAGAACAGUCCAGAAGGAUUUCUACUCGACAUACCACAGGACACCAAACCGGAAGAAGUUCACAAAGAAAGAGUGGGAAGAGUUCACACGCGAGUCAACCCGCCUAGCCAUGGCGGGACUUGCAUCUUCCCCUGAAUUCACAGAUUGGAUCAUUGAGCAUGCUGACCGGAUCCAGCUUCUGCCCGGCGAAAGCUCUGAAGAGAUAAUGGGAAGUGAAUCAGAUUCGACUGGAGAUGAUGUUGUUGAGCAGUGGAACCACUUCGGCUUGUAGAGCUGGUAAGAGCCUUCGUCUACAUUUACAUGGGUUCUCUCUUAUCAUGACCUCGGCAUAGAUAUAUCGUUUUUUAGUAGGUCGAAAGGUUUAAGAUUAUUAUUGAAAGAAGGGUCAAAUGGGUUUGUAUACCACGCUUUCCACAUCUAGCAUAAUCUGAGUUGAAUUUGAAGUGGGUUCAGGACGGAUUAGGGAUUAAAGGUUUAGAGUUUAGCCAUUUAGGGUUUAAGGGAUGCGUUCAAAGGUUCUUUAUUCAUGCAUUUUUUCCCCCUUUCUGCACUCAAUUUUGGUGGUUGGUGCAUUUGGUUCUCUAGUUUUGUCUACUCACUUCCGGCCCCUUAGAUCCGAGAAACGUGGAUUCCAUGAGUUCGGGUUCGUAACUUGAUUGAGAUUAUAGUAGACCGAUUA
This is a messenger RNA of Tarenaya hassleriana, 1976 nucleotides long. RefSeq lists its product as uncharacterized. The coding region runs from base 6 to 1568 and encodes 520 amino acids. Lineage: Eukaryota; Viridiplantae; Streptophyta; Magnoliopsida; Brassicales; Cleomaceae. The record is from RefSeq and is a predicted model, not a curated record. The transcript is spliced from 10 exons.